GUUUAACUUUUCGUUGCGUGAGUUCGAGUUUGAAGUUCAGUGAAAAAAGUUUGUGCGGCGGACAAUAAAACAUAAAUAAAUAAAAGAACCGUGUUGGACUGCGCUAUACGAAAACCAUAAACAAUUCGAAUACCUAGUGUAAAGAGUAAAACUAAAGAGAAUUAAAACAAGUUUUGUGGCUAUCUGGAAAAAAAGUAAAACAAAAAAAAUAUUAUAAACUUCAACCGUAAAUAUUCGUUGAAGAAAAAAAAAAUAAAAUUAACAAUUAAACGUUGUCGGUUUUUUGUUGUUACUGUUGCAUUGUUGCUCUCUGAGGUAGAAAAGCAGAACAUAGCGUCGUCACAUCUGCAAAACGUGAGCUCAGAAUAUAUCGCGUGUGAGUGUUAACGAAAUUCCCGAAAAUACGAAAACACAACCGCAACAACAAAGAAAGAUACUUUUUUGCCGACAAUCCAGUUAUUGUUGUUUUUGUCUCCUUAAUAGUCGCGGUCGCCACCCCAUCUCCUCCUCACCUCAUCAAACAACGACGCGUCCGCAUCUACCUCCAUUAUUUAUAAAACAAUAAAGGAGGAGGAAAUUUUUUUUGUAACUACGACGCUGCUGCCUUACUGGAAGUGCGCUCAUUUCGCUUUCUGACGAGUUUUAAAGUUAUUUCGAAAUCGGUAGUAGUUUUGUUCGCUGUCUGUCGCUGGUGUGUGUGUGUAUGCGGAUAAUAAUGGCUUGAUUUUUGCCAAAGCUGAGAAAGCAAAGUUGGAUAGAUGAAUAAACCUUGUAAUAAUGAAUCACAUAACCGCCAAAUAAUUCCAUUAAAGUGGGCAACAAUUGGGAACAUUGCGACGACAGACCGACAGACACACACGAAAGCACACAUAAUUCUAAAUUGAAAUUGAGUUUUUGUUUUGUUUUUGCUCUCAAAUUGUAACGACAUACAGCAUUCCAAACAAAAUAUAGUCCCCCUUUUUAUUCGGUUAAUUACAACUACCCCAAAAAAGCGAAAUCCACAAAAUUAAAUAAUGGAUCCAACAACAGCAUACGAUGACAGACCGAUCAGCAUGUAUGACAAUCUGAAUAUGACCAAUAAUGUUAAUACGACGAGCACACCUAAAACCAAACUAAACGAACCGGUGACGAUGUCGCCGUCGUCAACGUCAACGUCGACGUCGAAAACAAAUGGAGCAGCACAUUCGUCACCCUUUACCGAUAUAACGUUUAAGUUUAACGACAACAAUAACACGAAUGGUACCCCUCUGCUGAAUGGUCGAAAUCGGAACUUGAAUGAAAUGCCACCCAAUGCAAUGACCGCUCUAUACUCUACCCCAUAUAAAAUGGCCAAUACACCGUCAAUAACCAAACCAGCCAUAAUAACAACUACCACUGCAUCACCACCACCUCAAUAUGCGCCUUCUCUAGCAGCAUCAGAAGCCAGUAUAGGAAAUACAUUCACAACGUCAUUAUCACCAUCAGCUGCUGCUGCGACAGCAACAACAACGUCAUCAUCGCCAGCACCAGCACAACUCCUUGCACCGCCCAUUGCCGCUCUAGCCGAGGCGACAACAGCAAAUAAUUCAACAAUCAAUGCCAGCCGACUCAAUGAACGGCCGCUUAGUCAACAUUCGCAAUUCGAGCUAAACGAAACAAUUCACAGUAUUGCUGCAGUGAAAGCUGCACUCAACGAAGCCAAGUCGAAAUUUUUUGGCAUCAACGGUUAUGGGCCACAGCAUCAGCCAUUUGUUGAUCCGCACGAAUCUCAGAGACAAAAUCUACUAUCGUCGUCAGCGGCCACACAACCGGUAGUGGUACAGCAAAAGCCCCAACCCAAAUACCAGAAUAUACCCGAAAAUAGUGCACUGUUUCGUACACCAACUGCCAAUGUGGCUCCGGAAUUGCCGCCAAAACCGAUUGAAUAUCAAAAUUUGAAUAAAACACCCACACCGCCGAACAAGAAUCCAUCAUCAUCGAUCAACAACAAUAGUCCAGUGGAUCCGCAUCAUCAGCUUAGUCGUAAAAUGCCAGACGGUACAAUUUAUAAUCAGAUAUCGUUAAACGAUCUCGAUGGUGGUCGAUCGCAGACCGUCUACAUGGCGACAACAGUACCACAAAAUAUUAAAGGUAAUAAAAUCGCUGGACGACAUACACCAACUCGAAGUAGCUUACGGCACAGUCGUAUGCUGGUCGUAAGUAACAAACAUUAUGAGGUAGAAAUCAAACAUCCCAAUCCAAUGGGUUUUCAUCAGCCAAAUCUUGCCCGCUGGCUAUUAAUAUUGCAGAUAAUAAUUGGUAUUCUAUUAAUAAGUCUAUCAGUUUGGAUAUUUGUGCUAUCACCCAAUACACCCAUUCAAGAUAAUCCAUAUUGGUGUGGAUUAGUGCUACUUAUAACCGGUAUUAUAGGUUUAAUAUUAAUACGCUAUCAUCGGAUAAAACGUGAUAAAACUCGAGAACAUUGUUUCAUAUUUUUACGUAUGGAUUCGUAUGUUCUUGCCCUGCUAUCGUUACUGCUAUGCUGUGUGGCUUUAAUAUUUGCUGCCAUACAUUAUAGUCGCAUCACAGCCUCCGAUACAAAAUGUGAAAGUGUACACAUGCUAAUCGAGCAUGGCUCAUGUGUGUGUACCUUUCAUGCUCCUCCGCUCACAAAUAACGCUACCGAAACAUCAUUGACCUCGUCCACGACUGCAGAGGAAACAACAAAUGCCACAGGCCAGGAAAUGGUAGAUAAUAGUUAUAAGUUUGAAUAUCGUGACCUAAGUUGUGACGAAGUCACCGGCCCCUGGACUACAAUACUGGGUCUAUCGUUUAUCAUUAACUCUGUGGGAUUUAUAAUAUCAUUUGUUUACAUGAUUUUAUUGGCUUGCUGUCGCAGUGCCUCGAAACGUUCAUAUACAACCGUCCGUACAAGUACCUUUUAAGUUUAAAUUUAG
This is a messenger RNA of Musca domestica (house fly), 2915 nucleotides long. Its product is annotated as mucin-2. The transcript has 6 exons. Lineage: Eukaryota; Metazoa; Arthropoda; Insecta; Diptera; Muscidae. The coding region runs from base 1014 to 2903 and encodes 629 amino acids. The record is from RefSeq and is a predicted model, not a curated record. Gene Ontology annotation, cellular component: sarcolemma; dystrophin-associated glycoprotein complex.